Thlaspi arvense is the source of this 2885-nucleotide messenger RNA. The record is from the annotation of a GenBank genome assembly. NCBI's taxonomy places the organism in Eukaryota, Viridiplantae, Streptophyta, Magnoliopsida, Brassicales, Brassicaceae.
UUUAUUUUUUAUUCCCAAUUUUUCUUUGUAAAAAGAAAUCAGUACAGUAUUUUAUAAUUAAUUACACCCUGCAGAGAAAUUGGAGCGGCGGUGCGCGGCAAUGACAAAACAAAACAAAGGCAUGUGAGGCCAAUCACCACCAUACACGACGAAUUAAAUGUUUGACUGAAUUGACAAAAACACCCCUAACGCCACACCGACGCGAUUUCAGAAAACGCAUCGUUGCCCACAUGUCUAUCCUCCAUUAUUUAGCGCGGUCAUCGGUCUGUGGUCACGGUAAAUCCAGUGGAACAACAGGGAUAUAAUCGUCUAGACAUAAAAUUGUCUUUUCGCCCUCUCCACCUCCAUUAAAAUGCUUUUUUGGCUGCACCUGGGCUGUCCUAAUUUUUCCUGGAAUUCAAUUUUUUUAGCUGUCAAAUUUUAAUUUUUUCCUUCUUCUUGAUCUUUGGUCUGUUUAAUUUUUUUUUUUUGUCAAACUUGAUGUUUGGUUGGUUUAGUUGAGAAGUGAAGACUUUUUAAUCCUCCCCUCUCUUCCUUUUAAAGUUCUUGGUGAAUAUUGGAAUUAAAACUGCAAAACCUAGAAGGAGAAGGAGUUUCUUUUGUUUUUUUCUGCUAAAAGAACGAAACUUGUAGAUUGUUUAUCAUUCAUCGUCCUCGUCAUCAUCAUCUAUAAGUACGGAAGCGAAGUUUUCCAUCAUUAAGCAUAUAGAAUGCCGGAGAAAGGAGCGAUUCUGUCUCCGGUGGCAAGCCAACUGAAUAUUCUACGGCCGAGCCAUCUGCUUCAAUGGCGGCUCGGUGCUCUUACAGCACUCGUCUUCUUCCUCAUGUUGGUCGUCUGGAGCAUUGACGGUUGCUCGAUCCAAAGCCUCGUCGAGCCAUGGAGAUCCAAUGCAUACUUCAUUCGACUCAAUUUUUCUCCGUCUCCUUCUCCUUCUCCGUCACCAAAACCUCAUUUGGUAUCCCAGAAACCCCACCGACAAAAUCUCACCAUGAACACCACGACGGGUCCACGGAAUCUGGAUCCGAAGAAGACGAAUCUCACUUCAAACUCGACCCGGGUCCAAUACGGGUGGAUUACCGCCGAGUUGGAGAAGAAUUUCACGGCGAAUCUGAUGAGAAAUUGGUUGGCUCCGGGAGGAGCGCCGUGCAGGGAAGCUAAAACCGUCGAGAUUUCCGUUCCCGGUGUCGACGGGGUUGAUUCGGUAGAGCUAGCCGCCGGCGAGAUCCACGAAUUCAAAUUCCAAGCCCUUGACGAAUCUAAACAGCCCGUUUGCAUUGGCGGGGACUAUUUCGAAACUGACUUAUCCGGAGAAAGUUGGAAAUCUAGGCCGCCGGUGAAAGAUUUCGGCAACGGAACUUACUCGAUGUCGUUACAAGUUCAUCCUGAGUUCGCCGGAGAAUUCAACCUCACCGUCAUUUUGCUCUUCCGCCAUUACCAAGGCCUUAAGUUCAGCACCGCACGUUUAGGCUUCGACCGUAAGCUUCGAAACGUCCGAUUACGUUUCGUCGAGAAGCCUGCCAUUGCUCUGCCGGAGCUCCGAUCGUGUAAAAAAUCCGAUUUCACUCGAGACGCCUGGUCUGGAAGAUGGACCAGGCUAGGGAAAAACGACGAGUGCCAGAUCAGCAACGACGGUCGUUACCGGUGCCUCGCCGCUGACUUCCCUUGCCGGAAACCGUGGUGCGACGGAGCUGUUGGAGCCAUAGAGAGCAACGGUUGGGUUUACUCCAGCCAUUGCUCUUUCAAGCUCUUCUCCGGCGACUCGGCUUGGGAUUGCUUGAAAAACAAAUGGAUUUUCUUCUGGGGAGACUCGAACCACGUGGAUUCGAUCAGAAACAUGCUGAACUUCGUCUUGGGUCAUCGGGAGAUCCCCGCUGUUCCUAGAAGAUUCGACUUGAAGUUCUCCAACCCGAAGAACUCAUCGGAGACGGUGAGGAUCACGAGCAUCUUCAACGGUCACUGGAACGAGACAGGGAACUAUCAAGGCCUUGAUUCGCUUAAAGACCGAGACUUUAGGGAAUUGCUCAAGAAAUACUUCUCGGAGAAGAGCGUUCCGGAUGCUAUGGUCGUGAACUCGGGUCUACACGACGGGAUUCACUGGUCCAGUCUUAGAGCCUUUGAGAAAGGCGCUGAAACCGCAGCCGCGUUUUGGAGACAGGUUUUCGACGGUGUCAAAAGCAGGGGACUGCGACCGCCUGAAGUGAUUUUCAGGAACACGAUCGCUACGGGCGGUUACGCCAGAACGCUGGCGUUCAACCCGAGCAAAAUGGAGGCGUUUAACGGUGUGUUUCUUGAGAAAAUGAGGGAUGCAGGAUUGGUCACAAGCGUGGUGGAUAAUUUCGAUAUGACGUAUCCGUGGCAUUACGAUAACCGGUGCAACGACGGCGUUCAUUACGGAAGAACUCCGGCAAAAAUGCGGUGGAGGGACGGUGGGAUCGGACAUCAGUACUUUGUGGAUUUGAUGCUCGUUCACGUGUUGCUGAAUGCAUUGUGCGUGAGAUAGUGUGAUGAUCAAAGUUUGGUUUAGGAGUCCAGGAUUCUUUAUUUAUUAUGUGUAGAUUUUUUUUUUUUGGAGAGUAAAGAUUAUUAUUAUUAUUUGGAAGAAAAUCUCAGAUUACGCUGUAUAAUAAUAAUAGCGAGAGAGAGAGAUUGGGAGCAACAAAUGUGUAGUAAAACAUUUUCCCUCCUGAUUAUAAGUAGGUUUGUUGUCUCUGUUGAUUCCUCUGUUCUUAUUUCUUAUGGACUUGUAAGUAAGAACUUAAGAAUUUAGGAUUGUAGGAGUUACCAAGUGACAACGAUUCUGUCCUUGUCUCUAUCACCGAUCAAUAAUACUUGGUUUGUGUUUGGUUACGGGUGAUUGUAAUAUAUCUACAUAAUAUUGUCUCUA